GAGAGAGAGAGAGAGAGAGAGAAGUAAUGUGAACUUAAAGCGUCUCCAUCUUCCUGAUUGAUCAGACAGACAUAUUGAGGCAGCUCUCUGACAGUUUGAUGAUUUUCUGCAUCAGGAUCAAACUCAGAAUGAAUAUCCACCAGGUUCUGUUCUUCUGCUUCUUAUCAGCACUGCAGGAUGGAGACACUGGACUCAGCAAUGCAGUAGACCUUUAUGCUGGAGCUGAAGGAGGAAGUGGUUCAAUACAAUCCUACUUGACUUCGUCUGGAAACACCAAGUUCUUCUGUAAAGGAGAAUGUAAAGAAGAAAACAUUCUCAUUAAAACAGAUGAUGUCACAGCUCAGAGCGGCAGAUACAGCAUCGAAUAUAAAGACGGAUCCUCUGGAAGAAGAAUUGUGUAUGUGACCAUCAAACAGCUGACCAAGUCGGACUCAGGACGGUACAGAUGUGGUUUGGGUGGAUCUUUGGUUCCAGAUUCUUACUAUGACUUUGACCUCAUAGUUACAGAUGAAGCAACGUUGGGGGAAAACACUCGUUUCAUCAGUGCAGAAACUGAGGGAGGGAGUAUCACUCGUGGAUGCAAUGCUGCUUUCUAUGGAAGCAGGAAGUUCUUCUGUAAGGAUGAAUGUAAAAAAGAAGAAGACAUCCUGGUUGAAACAGCAGAGAACAGAGCUCAGAGUGGCAGAUACAGCAUUAAAUAUACAAAAGGAUCUGCAAUUGGACUGUAUGUGACCAUCACACAGCUGAAGAAGUCGGACUCUGGACGGUACAUGUGUGGUUACGGCAGACCUUCGACUCCAGAUUCAUCCCACUGGUUCCUGAUCAUUGUUGUAGAUGAUCCAACCACUGAAGAACCAAACUGGACUCUCCGACCUUUUCCAACAUCAGUCCCAUCAGCCUCCACACCAGCAACAACACAGAGUUUAAUCUCCAGUUCAGGAAGCUUCACACCUUCAUCAUCUUUCCCUGAAACCACAGAGCAGUUUGCAGCCGUCUCUGAUGUCUCUCGUCCAGUUUACUUCUGGCCUCUGGUUGUAUGUGUUCCUGUGAUUGUUGUGCUGGUUGCUGUUGUUCUGCUGUUCGUCUACAAACUGAAGAUGAGGAGGAACUCUGGUUUGAACACCAGAGAAACUUCAGACAGCAGAAACAAGGAGUUAUCUGUCGUCUAUGAGAACCCUCCUCCUGUCUCCCUGAGUGAAGACCCCGUCUACCAGAGUCUGGAUAUAGCCGACAUGGAUCCAGACCAAAUCUACUCUACACUCACAGAGACAGCAAACAUGUGA
This is a messenger RNA of Scomber scombrus (Atlantic mackerel), 1283 nucleotides long. RefSeq names its product polymeric immunoglobulin receptor-like. The coding region runs from base 99 to 1283 and encodes 394 amino acids. NCBI's taxonomy places the organism in Eukaryota, Metazoa, Chordata, Actinopteri, Scombriformes, Scombridae. The record is from RefSeq and is a predicted model, not a curated record. The transcript is spliced from 6 exons.